AUUUAUAUAAAUCCUUUUUUUAGGUUCAAAAAUGUUAUUAGCAGUCAUAGUAUCCUUUUUAAUAUCAAAUGGGUGCUGCCUCAACUUGCAUAAAAAUCUCUAUACUAAUUUAGAAGAUAGAGGCAAAAAUGCAAUAUUUGUAUCAAAAAUUGUUGAUAAACUUUCGAUAGACAGAAGAGAAAGGUUUAAGAGAACAUUAACUGAUGAGAACAAUAAAACCGAUGUUAUCACAGAUGAUCAUCAGUACUAUACGUCAACAUACUUUUCUGUUAAUAGACAUGAUUUUAUUGAUUUGACACAAAACAAAAUUAGCAGUUUGAGUGUACAAAAAAUUAACUCAUUAACGUCUGGAUAUCUAAUAGGUACCAAAGUGAACCUGCCAUUUAACUUUACAUUUUAUGGAAAUAGAGUUAAUAGUAUAUAUAUAACUACUGGUGGUUUUCUCAGUGUUUACCCUGACUUUCAUUCCUUUAUUCAUUCAGUUCACUAUAUAGCUCCUCUUAUGGCUGAUUUUAAUUUAAAGCUUAAUAAAAAUUCUGCUGUAUAUUUUGGGCAAGGUGUAGACAUGUUUAUUGUUCAAUGGGACAAUGUUCUAACAGAUGACCCAAAUUUAAGUAAUGAAACAUUCACUUUUCAGGUAAUCAUUUAUCAGAAUGGAUCUUUUUUAAUGAUUUACCAAAAAAUUCCAUACCCUGUGUAUAAGAUAAAAAAUGUUGAUCAUCCUGUAACAGCUGGUAUUGCAGAUGGAUAUAUAAUUUCAUUAACACAAAAUAGCUCUCGAUUUAAUUUUGCUGUGUACCAUAGUUUUGUUUACAAGUAUCAUGAAGUAAAAUUACCUUUAGAAAAAUUAAAAUCUUUUUCUGCAUAUCGGCUAGAUCCUGUUAAAACUUGUUUAGAAUUCACUUCAUGUGAAUCUUGCACUAGUUCUCAUAUUUCAUUUCAAUGCAAAUGGUGUCCGGAACUUAACUUAUGUUCUGAUGCUAUCAAUUGGAAUCGUCAGAUCUGGCUCUCAUCAAAAUGUUCUAUAAGUUCUUUUAGUUCAAUCAGUAAAUGUUCUUUAAUUCCAUCAAGUUCAAAUAUCAAAAUUGAAGUCAAAAAAAGAAGAAAUAUAGCCAGAGCCAAUGUAGUUGGAAUUGUCUUUGGUGUGAUAUUUUGUGUUUUAAUUCUUGUUUUAAUUGCUAUCUUUGCUCAUGCAUAUUUACAUCCGCAGACUAGGUUGGGGAUGUGGAUUAUUGAGUACCGUCCAAGUAGAUGGUUUCUUAAAAAAACUCAUGAAUUUAAUGAGGAGCUUCUCACAUGAUGUAAUGUUUGAAAAAUAGUUUUUUUCGUUAGCAAUUAAAUUUUUCAAGGCGUUUAUAAAAA
Molecule: messenger RNA, 1362 nt
Organism: Hydra vulgaris (swiftwater hydra)
Lineage: Eukaryota; Metazoa; Cnidaria; Hydrozoa; Anthoathecata; Hydridae
Product: plexin domain-containing protein 2
Source: RefSeq, a predicted model, not a curated record